GGAAGGGACCCCAGAAGUGCCCGGAAGUGACGUAAGGGCCCCGCGCGGCGCUGACCAAUGGGGAGCCGCGGCCACGCCCACGAGGGGCGGGGCCAGGGGAAGAUGGCGGCGCCCGUGCGGGACCGGGAGGCGCUGCAGAGGCUGAACUUCCUCUUCCAGCAGGCGGCGCACUGGGCGCAGCCGCGCAGCCCCGGCCUGGCGCGGUUCCUGCUGCGCACGCAGCGAGCGGCGGCGCGGCGCCUCGUGCUGCGCAUGGCCCCGGCGGUGAAGCGCCGCCUCUGCCGCCGCUGCUGCUCCCUCCUGCUGCCGGGGGAGGGGAGCGGGGCCCGGCUGCGGGGGCGUGGCCAGCCCCGCCUCGUCCUGCGCUGCUUCACCUGCGGCCGCGGGCGGCGCCUCCUGUGCCCACCUGAGCCACGCCCAGAGCCACGCCCACCCGGGACACGCCCACCUGGGACACACCCUGAGCCACGCCCACCUGAGACACGCCCAGAGCCACGCCCACCCCCGCAGGCCACGCCCACCGGCCCCGCCCCCGUGCUCUGAUUGGUCGCCGCCGCGCCGGAAGCAGCCAAUCAGCCGUGCAGAAAUAAACGCUUUAUUCCGUA
Lonchura striata (white-rumped munia) is the source of this 605-nucleotide messenger RNA. NCBI's taxonomy places the organism in Eukaryota, Metazoa, Chordata, Aves, Passeriformes, Estrildidae. The record is from RefSeq and is a predicted model, not a curated record.